Panthera uncia (snow leopard) is the source of this 4474-nucleotide messenger RNA. RefSeq names its product transforming growth factor beta receptor 3 (gene TGFBR3). Bases 490 to 3069 code for a protein of 859 amino acids. The record is from RefSeq and is a predicted model, not a curated record. NCBI's taxonomy places the organism in Eukaryota, Metazoa, Chordata, Mammalia, Carnivora, Felidae. The transcript has 18 exons.
UCCCGCCCGGCCCCGCCCGCGUGUGUGUGUGAGGGAGAGCUAUAGCGCUGGGUCGGCCCGAUGGGGGUAAUCGAGGGUUUCGGGGACGCGGAGUGGCGCUUUCCUCUUCCCAGUGAGUGAGGGAGGGCAUUCGGCGGCUCUCGUGCUCGGCCACUUUCCCUGGACGAUUCCCGGAGCUCCCUGUAGGAGGUGAAAGUCCCGGCGGGUCCGGAUGGCGUAGUUGCGCCGCGGCGCAGCAGCUGCUGGAGCUCACCGCCGCCGAGAGCUGGGCGGGGAAACUUUCCUCCGCGUUCCACCGACUUGCGGCGGGUGGAUCUCUGCGUGACACGCCGCCUCCGAGGACUUCGAUCACUUGACACAUUACAAAUUUGUUGUCUUUCUCCCCCAUGAGAAGGCAAUUUGAAAAUUGGAAAGAAGGAUUUUUUAAGGCCACUUCUGAUUUGCAAAGUCUGUCUACAAUCUGAAGAAGUCUCGGCUGAGGGUGACUAAAUGGGGCACGCUUCUGGAGAAAUCAAAAUGGCUUCUUACUAUGUGAUUGCCAUGUUUGCCUUGCUGAGUUCCUGUGUAGCCACUGCCGAUCCAGAGCCCGGGACCCAGUGUGAAGUGUCGCCUGUCAACGCCUCCCAUCCUGUCCAGGCGUUAAUGGAGAGCUUCACUGUCUUGUCGGGGUGUGCCAGCAGAGGCACGACGGGGCUGCCACAGGAGGUGCAUGUCCUGAACCUCCGCGCUGCUGACCCAGGGCCUGACCAGCCUCAGAGAGAGGUCACUCUGCACCUAAAUCCCAUCUCCUCGGUCCACAUUCACCACAAGCCUAUCGUGUUUGUGCUCAACUCCCCACAGCCCCUGGUCUGGCAUCUGAAGACAGAGAGGCUGGCAGUUGGGGUCUCCAGACUUUUCUUGGUGUCUCAGGGUUCCAUGGUCCAGUUUUCAUCAGGAAACUUCUCCUUGUCAGCAAAAACAGAAGAAAAGAGAUUCCCUUAUAGAAACGACCGUCUGCUAAGUUGGGCUCGAAAGGAGUACGGAGCAGUCACUUCAUUCACUGAACUCAAGAUAGCAAGAAACAUUUACGUUAAAGUGGGGGAAGAUCAAGUGUUCCCUCCCACGUGCAACAUAGGGAAGAAUUUUCUCUCGCUCAAUUACCUUGCUGAGUACCUUCAGCCCAAAGCAGCGGAGGGUUGUGUGAUAUCCAGCCAGCCCCAGGAUAAGGAAGUACACAUCAUUGAGUUAAUUACCCCCAGCUCUAACCCCUACAGUGCUUUCCAGGUGGAUAUAAUAAUUGACAUAAGACCUUCUCGAAAGGAUCUUGAGGUGGUCAAAAAUCUCAUCCUGAUCUUGAAGUGCAAAAAGUCUGUCAACUGGGUGAUCAAAUCUUUUGAUGUUAAGGGAAACCUGAGAGUUGUUGCUCCUAACAGUAUUGGCUUUGGGAAAGAGAGUGAAAGAUCCAUGAUAACAACCAAAUCAGUAAGAGAUGACAUUCCUUCAACCCAAGAGAAUCUGUUCAAGUGGGCUUCGGACAAUGGCUAUAGUCCAGUAACAUCAUAUACAGUGGCUCCUGUGGCUAAUAGAUUCCAUCUUCGGCUUGAAAACAGUGAGGAAAUGAGAGAUGAGGAAGUCCAUACCAUCCCUCCUGAGCUACGGAUCCUGCUGGACCCUGGCAGUCUGCCUGCCCUGGAGAACCCACCCAUCCGGGGAGGGGGAGGCCGAAAUGGAGGUUUCCCCUUUCCUAUCCCCGAUAUCUCCAGGAGAGGCCAGAUGGAAAGGGGAGAUGAUGGGAUCCCCCAGCCAAGGGACCCUAUCGUCCCCAGCUUGCGGCUGUUUCCUGGUCCCGAAGAGCCCAAGGAGGUGCAAGAGAAUGUGGAUAUUUCCCUGUCAGUCAAAUGUGACAGUGAAAAGAUGGUCGUAUCUGUAGAAAAAGAUUCUUUUCAGGCCAACAACUACUCGGGGAUGGAGCUCACUCUGUUGGAUCCUACCUGCAAGGCCAAGAUGAAUGGCACCCACUUCAUUUUGGAGUCUCCCCUGAGUGGCUGUGGUACUUGGCACCGGCGGUCAGCCCCGGAUGGAGUGAUUUAUUAUAACUCUAUUGUGAUGCAGGUUCCAUCGCCUGGGGAUAGUAGCGGCUGGCUAGAUGGUUAUGAAGAUCUGGAGUCAGGUGAUCAUGGAUUUCCGGGGGAUAUGGAUGAAGGAGACACUUCCUUCUUCAGCCGGCCUGAAAUUGUGGUGUUUAACUGCAGCCUGCGGCGAGUGAGGAAUCACAGCGGCUUCCAGGACCCACUCCACAGGAAUGUCACUUUCAACAUGGAGCUCUAUAACACUGACCUCUUUCUCGUGCCCUCUCAGGGGGUCUUCUCUGUGGCAGAGAAUGGACACAUUUAUGUUGAGGUGUCUGUUACUAAGGCUGACCAAGAGUUGGGCUUUGCCAUCCAAACGUGCUUUAUCUCUCCAUAUUCAAACCCGGAUAGGAUGUCUGAUUACACUAUCAUUGAAAACAUUUGUCCUAAAGAUGAAUCUGUGAAAUUCUACAAUCCAAAGAGGGUGCACUUUCCUAUUCCCCAAGCUGAGAUGGAUAAGAAGCGAUUCAGCUUUGUGUUUAAGUCCAUUUUCAACACCUCACUGCUCUUUCUACAGUGUGAGCUCACGCUGUGUACCAAGAAGGAAAAGGACCCCCAGAAGUUACCUAAGUGUGUGCCUCCAGAUGAAGCCUGCACCUCGCUGGACGCCUCAAUGAUCUGGGCCAUGAUGCAGACUAAGAAGACCUUUACCAAGCCCCUUGCUGUGAUCCACCAGCAAGAAGAAGUUAAAGAAACCAGUCUAAGCAUUAAGGAACCGAAUCCAGUUCCUCCACAGAUCUUCCAUGGUCUGGACACCCUCACCGUGAUGGGCAUCGCAUUUGCAGCAUUUGUGAUCGGAGCACUCCUGACAGGGGCCUUGUGGUACAUCUAUUCUCACACAGGGCAGACGGCAGGAAGGCAGCAAGUGCCCACCUCCCCGCCGGCCUCGGAGAACAGCAGCGCGGCGCACAGCAUCGGCAGCACGCAGAGCACGCCCUGCUCCAGCAGCAGCGCAGCCUAGCUCCCCGCCUCCGCCCGGAGGGGACCGGCGGCCUCCCGCCCGCCCCGCGUGUCCACGCCGGAAGGCAGCAGCGCGGUGCCAUUGCGGAGAGAGAGUGAAUUCCAACACGCAGGCCACCUGUUGUAUUCCUCCCCCGCCCAGGGCUAAUACACGUGUGCCCCCUGGGCUUCUGUAACACACUAGAACUCCUGUGAGAAAGCCAAGGUGGUGGCCUUCUCCACCAGCCCCGCCCGGGCUUGGGGGUUUUCAAUGUGAAACACGUGCCAGUUUUCAAAAUGCUGCUUUGUCCAGGUAAGACUGUCCAUAAUUUGGGGCCCCGAGAUUUACCCUGACUCGAGGAGUUGGUGAGAGGAUGAUAACCAGAGAGUAGGACCAGUGAGGAGAUAUGGCCAAAGAGCCUUGUAUAACUGAACCAAGAUGUAUAACACAAGAAAUACUUCAAGAUUUUCUCAGUGUGUUCCUCCGUGUCUAAUUUGCACCUUCUGGACGCACACUUCUCACUUUGCUGUCACACCCUCUGGGGGCUGAUGUUGUCCGCUUGAUGGGUGCCGCCCUCAGGGACUGCACCCUGACACACAUCGCAACGACAUUCCUUUCUAGGGUAGGGCCCUGGGCCAAAACCAGUGCUGAUAACCUUACCUGCUCCCCCCUGUCCCACACUCGCACACCGACUGCAAAAAUGUCUUAAUGCAAAGUUUGUAUUGCUUCAUAAGCAUAUAGAAAUAGAAAAUGGCCAAAAUCUGGGACUGCAUGUUUGUCCCCAUUUAUGACAUUGCGUUCUGAGAAAAAUUAUAAAUUGGGGCAAAUUUAGUUUUAAAGUUGGAGAGGAAUUUGCACAGUAAUAUAUAUGCAAGUACAGGUAUAGACCAUGUCAUCUGGCACAUUUGUUUUCUCCGUUGGAAAAGAGAAAAUUCAUUCCCCUUUUUAAAAGACCCUGUGUCUUCAGAGUUGCAACUUAAGUGUAUUUGGGAGAAUUAGUGUUUCCACUCAAAACGUGUCAACCUUGUUAAUAGACCCUUUUGUGAAAAACGAAGCUCUUGUUCGUGCAAAUGCACGGCAGAUCCUGUUGGUUUCUGGUUGAUUAUCUGAACAGUGUCACCGAUUCUGCCAAGAAAGUGCUGAGAUCUGGAAAAGGGCACUCGUGUGGACUGCUUUAGUUCUCUUGCCUUAAAUAUAUUCCAACCUCAGAAAAGGAUUUGAGAUGGAUUUCAUUAAAAUGGAAUAAUAUCAUGCCACUUUGCAGCUAAAAUAAGCUCAACUGAUAGUCUGUGUUAAAAAAGAAGGCCGAGGAAAGUUGCCAUGCCAAUUCAUUUACUACUGAGAAUAGCUUCGUUGCAAAGAAAUAUUCAUCUUCUUCCAGAAUUCUCCCCCAAAUGACUCCAAAUCCUACAGAAAGAACAGGCUA